AUGUAUGACGAGUCUGAACCCUUCAUUGACAACAAGCUGUACAGAUCUACCAUAGGGUCACUACUAUACAUAGCCAAUUGGACUAGACCAGACAUCGCCCUGGCUGUCAAUCUACUAUCCAGGCACGUGAGCAAGCCUACAACAUCACACUGGGAUGCCAUCAAGAGGUUACUCAGAUACCUCAAAUACAGUAUCAACGCACAAUUAUGCCUUGAACCAGACCUGUCCACGAAACCAAAGCUGACCUGCUAUGCCAACGCUGAUUGGGCGGGAGAUAUCAAAAGUAGGAAAAGCACCUCAGGUUAUGUGCUCUUCCUCAACGGCAGUCCUAUUCACUGGUACACGGGGAAACAAAAACUUGUAGCCACAUCCACCACCGAGGCAGAAUUUAUCUGUCUGUCGAAGGCCGCAAACAACCGAAUAUGGUUUGAUGACUUACUCAGUGAUAUUUGGACUGAACCAUUAUACCCAAUAAUUAUUCAUGAAGAUAAUAAGGCAGCAAUAGAGAUAUCGAGGGCUGAUGCCGUUGGCCAAUGA
Pantherophis guttatus is the source of this 537-nucleotide messenger RNA. Lineage: Eukaryota; Metazoa; Chordata; Lepidosauria; Squamata; Colubridae. The record is from RefSeq and is a predicted model, not a curated record.